ACAACAAUUUGUAGAGACCAGUGCUUUAUCAAAAUGGACGAAAGAGGAGAUGGAGACCACAAUGGGAGAAAUCGGCCGCUGAUUCCCCUGCUUUUUUUUCCAAGAGGGAAUAGGCCACCAGCUGAUCAACCUAAUGCUGCAAUUGUUGCCUGGAUGGAAAUUCUAUUGAAUUUUGGUAUAGAGGAGGUCGGGUUUGCUGUGUUACAGGAUCUUGUGGAUGCAGAGGAUCAAGAAAACCAGGAUAACAAUAACAACAACAACAAUGACAACAAUGAAAACCAGGAUAACGAUAACAAUGACAAUAAUGGCAACAAUGAAAACCAGUUGAAUGACAAUAAUGGCAACAAUGAAAACCAGUUGAACGAUAAUAACGGCAACAAUGAAAACCAGUUGAAUGACAAUAAUGGCAACAAUGAUAAUAACAGCAACAAUGAAAACCAGGCUGAUGAUAACAACGAUGACACUGGUCAUAACACUCACAAUAGUAAUGAAAAUGCAGAGGGUGCUAGUACUAGUGCUGGGGUUGAAGUUGACCAGGGUGUAGAAGAAGACAACCCCCUUCCUCGAGGAUCCAGGAUAAGGUCAAGGGAUGACGAUGAAGAGGACAAUGACAGCAACAGCAGCAAACAGUUCAGGUGGUGGGACGAGUUCGCUGACAGCUGCACUGACUGCAGCUCUGAUGGUUAUGCCACUGAUUGUGACGACAAUAAUACUGACAGUUAUAUAGACUGGGCUACAACAAAAAGCCCAAUUGAACAUGCAGGUGCUGACAAUGAGGUUGUUGAAGACGACCCUCAGCCUGGUCCAUCCAGGAAAAGGUCAAGAGAGCACGACACAGAGGAUGAGAAAUGCGACAAGAAAUCAAGAUUGUGUUACAACUUUGCAGACGACAACUCUGACACUGUUACAGUCGCUGUUGUGACAGAGAGGAGCCAGGAAGUCAACCGGCAGGAGGAAGAAGAAGCCACACAAACAAGACCAUGCAGGAAAAGACCAAGGGGAAACGACUCCGAUGAGGAUGGGGGAGGGAGCAAAGAUGCAAGAUAUUAAUACUAAUUGGAGUCUUUGUGUAAAUAAGUAUGUGUAUAUAUUGUGAAUACAGUAAAUCGGUCAAGACAGAGGGUGGUUCCUGCAAGAAUUGGCCAUCAGCCCACUUCUGGCACCCAUUAGCUGAUCAUCCUGGAGGGGGAUCCUUCUUUGAGUGGGCCCUCCCGAGGUUUCUUCCAUUUUCAGCCACGUAAAGGGGCUGUUUUUGGGGAGUUUUUCCUCGCUCUCACUGAGGGUCUAAGGUCUGGGUGGGUGCCAAUUUAAUUUAAUUCAAGUUUUGUUUAUUGUUUAUUGUUUAUUCUUUUUGGAGAUUUAAUGUGGGCAUUAAACAAAAAACCUCUGUUAAGAUCAAAUAAUAAUAAUAUUUAAAAUAAAAAUAUAAA
Messenger RNA from Lates calcarifer (barramundi perch), 1430 nucleotides. RefSeq names its product myb-like protein D. Bases 34 to 1050 code for a protein of 338 amino acids. The transcript is spliced from 3 exons. The record is from RefSeq and is a predicted model, not a curated record. Lineage: Eukaryota; Metazoa; Chordata; Actinopteri; Centropomidae.